Messenger RNA from Lathyrus oleraceus (garden pea), 792 nucleotides. RefSeq lists its product as uncharacterized. The coding region runs from base 1 to 792 and encodes 263 amino acids. The transcript has a single exon. Lineage: Eukaryota; Viridiplantae; Streptophyta; Magnoliopsida; Fabales; Fabaceae. The record is from RefSeq and is a predicted model, not a curated record.
AUGGCAGCUCAAAGUUCACAAUUUCAAGAGGAGACUAGAAGUAAUCUGAGAAACACUGGUGCUUCAAUAAAAAAUCUAGAAGUGCAAAUGAGUCAGAUUGCUCAACAACUCACGGGUUCGCAAACACCGGGUGCAUUACCGAGUGCUACAGUUACAAAUCCACAAGAGUAUAAUAAUGUGAGUGUUGUAACCACAAGGAGUGGUAAAGUGAAAGAAGUCCCUGAGAAAGAUGAGAACCAAGAAGGCCAAUUGCUUGAAGUUGAGUUGGAAAUAAAAGAAAAUGAGGUUGUGAGUGAAGAGAUGGUGGUACCUAAACUAGUGGUUAAAGAAAAAGUUAGUGAACCAAAGCCGGUUGUCAAACUCCCUUUCCCCACAAGAAAUAAGAAGAAAGAGCAACAUGAGAAGAACUUCGAGAAAUUCUUGGAGAUGUUCAAAAAACUUGAAAUUAACAUUUUCUUCUUGGAGGAACUUGAGCAAAUGCCCUCUUAUGCUAAAUUUAUGAAGGAUAUUAUUUCAAAAAGGAGGAGCACUAACACUGACUCUAUUGUAAUAACCGAAACUUGUAGUGCAAUUUUGCAGGGUAUAAAGAUUCCGGUAAAGAAGAAAGAUCGAGGCUCGGUAACUAUCCCUUGCACUAUCGGGGAUAGAUCUUUCAAAAAGGCCCUUAUAGACUUGGGGGCAAGUGUGAGUCUCAUGCCGUUGUCCAUUUACAAGAGGUUGGGGAUUAGAAAAGUGCAAGAUACCAGAAUGACACUUCAAUUUGCUGACCACUAUGUGAAGAGACCUUAUUGA